Molecule: messenger RNA, 1507 nt
Organism: Cyprinus carpio (common carp)
Lineage: Eukaryota; Metazoa; Chordata; Actinopteri; Cypriniformes; Cyprinidae
Gene: ism2a
Product: isthmin-2-like
Exons: 5
Coding region: 19-1299 (426 amino acids)
Source: RefSeq, a predicted model, not a curated record
UCACCAGAUGUUCCUUUCAUGGGAUACUAUGUGUGCACUUCCCAGGUCAGAGGUCACGAUGACUCCAAAGAUGUCAGACAGUCACUGCAGGACAUUCAGCGGCAGAACCAAUUGAGGAGUGAGCCACCUUUGCCUCGCCGUCAUAAGAGGAGAUGGUCACAGAUUCGCUCAGAGGGAGUCCUUCCCAAACCUGCUCCACAGGAAGAAGAAGAACCGUUCAUAUUAGACCUGAAGAACUUCCCUGAACUGGCCAACGCAGACCUGGGCUCCCAAAACCCAAACAUUCAAGUUACCAUUGAGGUUGUGGACAACCCACAGAUGGAGAUUGAGAUGGACCUUGCCAAAGAGAGCAGGAAUGACUGGUCCUUGAGCUCAGAAGAGUGGCCAGGCCAUAAAAAGCUCUUCUGGCCGCUGUUCUGGGAAUACCAUGACUCCAGUCAAGAGGGUCCCGGGCAAGGCAGUCUGGAGGAGAAUGGAGAGGACCUCAGUUAUGAGGGAGAAGAUUCCCUGUUGAGUGGUGUGGGUGCAGACUGGAACAGACGAUGGAAGGGUUGGGACUCCAUGGACAAUUACGAGUAUGAGGAGGAAGAAUGGAGCGACUGGUCACCAUGCAGCGUCACCUGUGGACACGGGAAUCAAAAGAGGAUUCGUUCAUGUGGCUACGCCUGCACUGCUACAGAAUCACGGACAUGUGAUUUAGAGCGUUGUCCCGAUGACAUAAUUCCUGUGACAGAACCGACUCCUCAUGAAGUGGCAAACAGCACAGAGCUUCUUGGCACAGAUGUUGACAGCUGUGAGAAGUGGCUUAAUUGCAAGAACGACUUCCUCCAGAAAUACUUACACCAGGUCCUGACCGAAUUACCCAACUGCCCUUGCGUCUACCCAUCCGAGGUGGUCUACAGCGCUGUCAACAUUUUCGAUAGGAAGUUGCAAAAGACCUAUCGCUGGCGAGAUGCCAGCGGCCCCAAGGAGAGGCUGGACAUCUACAAGCCCUCUGCAAAGUUCUGCGUUCGCUCGAUGCUCGCCUUUGACAGCACCACGUUGGCUGCACAGCAUUGCUGCUACGAUGAUCACAUGAAGCUCAUCACUCGAGGCAAAGGGGCUGGAGCCCCCAACCUCAUCAGUACCGAGUUCUCCCCGGAGCUUCAUUACAAAGUGGACGUUCUCCCAUGGAUCCUGUGUAAAGGAGACUGGAGCCGUUUUCAUUCGGUUCGGCCUCCCAAUAAUGGUCUACAGUGUGUUGAGAACCCGCAGGAAGACGUCUACAUGAAUGAACUAGAGGAGGCCAGGGAGUACUGAUCCAGAUCAUGGAUUUCACAUCAAAUCAUCCAGUGUUUGCUUAAUUCUGGAGAGUCCUGUGGUACAGUAUGGGCAUCUCACCAGUCUUGAAGUCAAUAAAAGCCUGCUCCUUUUGGAUUGGGCGACUCUUUCACAGAUCUAGACCAUUUAGUGGAUACUAAAUGGAACUCUAGAGAGAUUCAUCUGGAAAUUAAAGCUUAGAUACAUC